AUGGGGAGCUUGCUUGAGGCUGGCGUGCACCCUGCCGAUGUUGUAUUCUACAGAGAGGGGCAAGGCCCCAAGCUCUGUGCCUCGCUGGAAGAGUCGAUCUCACAGAUUUUAGCAGAAGAUACACAAUUCCUGGAGGACAUGGAAGAGAGGGGGGAAGAUCAGAUCGACCCGAAAUACAACAAUUUCUCAGAAGAGGCAAUCAGGCCAGCCGAAACAACAGGCCAGCAUGAAUCAGAGAUCUCGGACGUUGCGCAGCAUGCAAACGGGGCAAUGCCUGCCAUACACCCAGCAAAUUCGACAGGCAGAUUUCCUGCUCCUACAACUGCAGAUGGACAGCGUGAGCCCGCUUACAGCCGUCGGGCAGCGCCAGGGCCUGCUCCCUUCCAGGUUCCCAUCGCACCUGGCAGCAGACCGCGCCUCGGCAAGAAAGCAGCGCCAGAGAGGCAGAGAGCCGGCGGCUUUGUCGCCCCGCGCCCCCUCCAAAGGAAGCCCAUGGCUGGUGGCAACCCGAGGGAGGCACCUGCCUUCAGUGUGCCAAGUGUGGCUGCGGACAUGGGCCAAGCUGCCGGCCCUCCUGAUGUGCCAGCGGGCGUCUUCUCCUUCCUGGGAGGCAAGCAGAUCACCAUCAGCAGCGCAGCACAGCAGAGGGCUGCAGCGCUGUUGCAGCAGAUCCAGAAUGACGCUGGGGAUGACUAUCUAGAUGCUCCCUGCAUGCAGCUCAUCGCAGCGGAACCAGCACGGCAGGAGCAGAUGCCAGUGCCUGCCGCAGAGGAAUGCCCGAGCAGGCAUCAUGCCCCAUAUGAACCUGCACCAGCGGAGGAGAGCAGUCAGAAGCCCAUGGAAGCCAUUGGCAGCGAGGCUGGCCCAGACCACACCGUUGAGGCUGGCCGAGAGCCUGCCAUAGCUGCAGGGCAGGACACCCUACGGCAGCAGAUGGCAGAGGCUGCGGAUGAGGAUGCGCACAGGGCAAGUGAUGCGACUCAGCUGGCGCCAGGGGCGCUCGAGGGCAUCCCCAUGUCGAGCUGGGAGGAGACCCAGCAAGUGUGCACCAUGGCUGUUGUGCCAGACACACUGGUCAUUGACCAGCCGGCAGGUGAAGGAGGCUGCGAGGCGCUCGGCGAAUGCGAACCCAGCAACAGACAGAAUGCGAGCCAGCACUCAGCUAAUGACUCCCACGGUAUGGCAGAGCACGCAGAAUGGGGUCCUGUGGAGCAGACUCAGAUCCUGGAUCAGCCGUCCCCCGUCCAGCAAGGGGAGCCAGGCAGUGCAGAUGCUGCAGAUGGCCACCCGCGCGCUCCCUUGGAAGAGCCCAGAGGAGAGGAGGUUGCGCCCACUCAGCACCUCGACAACAUGCCACAGAUGGACAAACAGAUCAGCCUUCAUGCAGCAGCAGAACCAUCCAGUGAGGCUGCUGGAAAUGAAGGGGUGCAGAAGAAGCCCAGCGUGCCAUGCUCGCCAAUCGCGCAUAGGACACCCUCAGCUGGUGCUGGCCUACAGGAGGUGGAAAAAAAGACAGCCUCCACACCGGCAGCAGAUGUGGCGAAAAAUGCCCCGGAGGCAGCCGCCAGCGAUGCAGUAUGUGGCAGCGGGGCGAGCCAGGAAGCAGGGGAGGUGGAAGCAGCACACCUGCUUCAUGUGGCAGCGCAGUGUGGCGCUGGGGAGGGCAGUGGGAAGCAUGAGAAAGAGAGGAAUGCUGUAAGCUGUGGACUUAGUCCAGCACGCACAGCAGUGGUGGUGGGUGCAACUUCUUGCAGAGGCUCGCAGGCAGGCCUGGGGGAGCAUGCUGGGGAGGAGGCUACCACUGACUCUGUGCCAGUGCCUAUGGAGAGGCAUAACACCGAACACCAGCCAGCACAAAUGUCUCAGAAUGGCCCAGCAGAGCCUACAGGAGAGGCGGACUGUGUGGCAGGGCUCAUGGGGCACAUGUCGCCAGACAAUGACGAGAGGCAGCUCUCACCUCACCAGGGCCCACAUCAACCGCCAGCCACCUUCUCGUUUGCCACGGCGUCAGGCAAAGCGGUGCCGGUGUCAGCCGCAGCUCUGGCACAAGCGGCAGCCUUGUUCGGGAGCAGUCCAUUGCAGCAGAAGCACCAAGCCGGCGCACCCCGCAUGUUUGCAACGGGCUCCGGAAAGCCGGUGCACAUCGCCGCCGACAAGCUGGCCUGUGCUCAGGAUUUCCUGGGCUUUGCUGAGGAGGAUGCUGGCCCAGGGCAGGGGCCCGCUGCUCCUGCAGAUGACUGCUCCAUGGGCGUGGAUGAAGCUGAGGCAGCCCCUUCUGGGUGGGCAACCGGCUCGGGCAAGAAGCUGCAGGUCGAUGCCGCGAAGCUAGCUGCUGCUCGCGCGCUCCUGUCCGGUGCUGCUGGGGAAGCCUGCACCACGGGGGAUCUCAGCAGCGCGUCAGCUGACAGGCAGGGAGAACAGCAAAUCCUUGCGGAUGCUCAGUCGCCUGAAAAGAAACGCUUCAAGCCGGCAGCACACAAUGAGAAUGACGCGGCUGUCUGCAAGAGAUCCAUGUCUCCUGUGCCAGGCAGGCUUCAGGCGGGGAAUGUGCCAGCAUCACCUCACACACCAGCAGGCCUCGCCGCAAGGCCCCCCGAACUGCAAGAUCACCCGAUGACAACGCCCGCUGCAGAGCAGAGUGGCCCAGGGCCUGCAUUCACGAGCAAGGGGCCGGCAGAGCUGCCUGCACUGGGAAGCAGGAAAGCUUCCGGCAGCAGGAUGGGGGCAGCACGGCCGCCCUCCUCGGGGCUCAGCAAGACCACAGCCCGCAGCGGCGGCGGCUUCAGGGCGCCACGCAGCAAGUUUGCGACUCCCAUGCGCAAGCUCGCCCUGAAACAGGACAUGGCAAAGGCGGGCACUCCCAGCCGCCUGCAGGCCGCGAGCGUGCCCGUGGCCCCCCGGGUGCCGCUGCACAGUUUAGAGGGGACCCUGGCUGGCAAGCUCCUGGCGUCGCUGCCGGUUGGGACCUCUAUGUGCCCACAGGAGGACGCCAGUGCUGUUUCCGAGGCUGUGCUUGAGCUGGACAGCACCACUGCAACUGACCUCACACUCACAGCCUUCGAGGGCGUGGGGAAGGAUGGCGAGCGCUUGGGGCAUGCUGAGUUUGCUGCGCUGCUGCAUGCUGCCGGGGCUGAGCAGCAGUAUGCCUCGGUAGCCUGGGUGACGAAUCACUUCCGCUGGGUGGUGUGGAAGCUGGCCUGCUACGAGCGCCAGUUCCCCGCUCACCUGGCCGGCCGCAUGCUCACUCCUUCUCUUGUGCUGGACCAGCUCAAGUACAGGUAUGAGCGUGAGUUUGGGCAGGGGCAUCGGUCUGUGCUGAAGAAGGUCUUGGAGCAGGAUGAGGCUCCCCAGCGCCCCAUGGUGCUCUGCAUGGCAGCUAUCCUCCAGCGCCACCCAGGGGAGGAAGGCAGGCAGGACAGCUCCGAGCAGAGGCAGGUGGAAGUGACAGAUGGUUGGUACAGUGUGCGCGCCACGCUGGACGCGGGGCUGUCCAGGAUGCUUACAGAGCAGAAGCUGCGCAUCGGCACCAAGAUGCGCGUGUCCGGGUCGGAGCUGACUGCCGGCUCGCCGUCAGAAGUGCUGGAGGCCUCUCGCAGCUGUUUCCUGCACCUUCACUACAACGGCUGCCACAGGGUGGCGGAGGCAAUGCCGCUGGGCUGGACGGUCAGCCGCAGCGUGAUAGUUCCCCUGGGGGCCGUGCGGCCGGGCGGCGGCACGGUGUCGCGCACAUGCGUCGUGGUGCAGCGCAUAUUCCCGGCGCUGUACAGGGACCGCAUGUCGGACGGCCGAUACCUGCGCCGCACGCCCCGCGCCAAAGCCGUGGCCGACCGCCUCUCGGAGGGGGGCAUACAACAGGCGGAGGAAGCUUCGGCAUCUGCCGUGGCUGCAGAAGAGAGGGAGCACUGCAGGCAGAUCAUUGCAGACGCUAAGGAGGGCUCCAGCCUGCCAAAGGGUGCCCUCGUGUAUGCUCAAGCGCUCAUGGCUGAGGAGGGCCACGCAGACUCAGCAAAGUCCUUCGGCAGUGACAGUCGCGCAGAUCAUGACAGGUACCAGAGCAUGCGGCAGCAGGCAAUGCAGGCACGGAGGGAAGCAAUUCUGAACGCAGACCUGCCUGCACGAGGCCUGCAUGUGGAGAGAUCCAUCCGCCAGAUCUCCCUGCUGGUGUCCGCCGUUCUGCAUAGGGAGGCAUGCAGUGAUGUGGAGCGUGCGUGUCAGACAAGGGCAGUGAUUGAGGUGAGCAACCCGGAUGAGGAUCUAGAGCGCAUCACCGAGGGCAGCAUGUGGGCAGUCUCCGACCUGGCCGCCCCUGACAUGCACCGGGGCAUUCUGCUGCUGCGCGCCUCUGCCCGCUCGCACUGGCAGCCUCUGGCCUCCCACACAGGGCCCCAACCGCUGAUGCAUGCGUACAGCGCGCGUCAGACAGUGCAGCUGCAUUCCUUGGGGCACCUGCAGCCUGGACAUGAUUUUGACUGCCAUGGCAUUGUGCUUGGUGCUGGUGAGAAGCAGCUUCUAGGCAAGCAGUCGAGCCAAUGGGUGUUUGUGGCGGAUGAGAGCUGCAGUCAGGGGAGCACCAUCCUCGCCAUACAUCUGCAGGCUCAGCCUGAAGCCGUGGACUUCCUCGAUGGCAGAACAGAUACCAACAACAUCAUCACGCUCAUGAAUCUGCGCAUGCGCGACUAUGACAACACCAAUUGCCUGUGGCGGGCAGACGGCGAUGAAACGACGGGCAUCAGCCUGCACCCUGCGCAGACCGCGGCCAGCAUCUGCAAGCCCGGCAGCAGGCUGCACCAACUGGCAGCCUGGGCACAGGGCGCCUCUCCCCUGCUCUCAUCACUGCGCCAACAGGUGGAGCGGCUUCUGGCAAUCGGCUGA
Molecule: messenger RNA, 4872 nt
Organism: Coccomyxa subellipsoidea C-169
Lineage: Eukaryota; Viridiplantae; Chlorophyta; Trebouxiophyceae; Coccomyxaceae
Exons: 17
Coding region: 1-4872 (1623 amino acids)
Biological process (GO): double-strand break repair via homologous recombination; regulation of DNA-templated transcription
Source: RefSeq, a predicted model, not a curated record